Necator americanus (New World hookworm) is the source of this 1053-nucleotide messenger RNA. RefSeq lists its product as uncharacterized. The record is from RefSeq and is a predicted model, not a curated record. Bases 1 to 1053 code for a protein of 350 amino acids. NCBI's taxonomy places the organism in Eukaryota, Metazoa, Nematoda, Chromadorea, Rhabditida, Ancylostomatidae. The transcript has 8 exons.
AUGGGAGGACUAACCACAUCUUUUCCCUGUCAGUAUAGGACUGCACGAGUUCCAAUCGAUGAUAGUUGGAAGUUCGCUCGAACGCGGCAGCUAAGGAGCUUCACAGACCGACAACACAGAAGUGUCUCGGGGCCUAACGAGUUUCCCUGCGAGGAGUGUAUGAAUGCCGAUAAUGGUUCUUCAGAGACGGGGUCAAGACGAGUUAUCAACUUUGUUAGAAGUAGUGCUUCUGAUGAGUUGAGUCCAGCGGCAAAUAAAUCCAAUAGCCGGUUCGUUUCCAGUAAGAUAAUACUGGAGCUCCGAGCAGAGUUUAAAGGCGGAACUAGAGUUGAUCUUAUGUCUAUGACAAAUACUGUUGCUACGGAUGCUUUCGUCGAAUGCAAACUCAACGACAAGAGCUCUUCACGUUACAAUCGUCCUUUCUCGGAAGAGAUCGAAGGUGACACUCGCAAGAAUCAAAUUCAUGAAGAUCUGAAUGGCCAAGACUUCGGGGAUGGACUCCCUGUUUCUGCUGAGCCAGGACUGACUCAUGACAUCCUUGUAUCUCGCACGUCGGUCCGGCCAAAAGCCUGCAAUCAAGUGACUGGGAGGUGCAAGGGAGGCGGUUUGGAGUCGCCUCCAACAAAUAAGCUUCACAUGUCAACACCGGGAGAACGAAAGUUCUCCCAGAAACUCAUGGGACUAGAGGCUUGCAACCUGCCCAUGGCGGCCAUCGAAGAUCUGAUGAUGCAAGCCAAGAAGUUCAAGUACGACGUCAUCGGACUGACCGAGGCGAGACGACGUCACCCUCUCAACGCCGUAUAUGAAACUGGAGAAGAACUGUUCUUAGGAACAUGCGACAGUAGAGGUGUUGGUGGAGUUGGCGUCCUCGUCAACACGAGUACGGCAAAGAACAUCGACUCUUUUGAACAACUUACGACCCGAAUCGGACGUCUGCGGAUGAGAAGAUGUGGUUCAACACACUUUGACAAUUUCGUCGCUUACGCUCCAAAAUCAAGCUACGAAGAAGAAGAAGUCGAAGCUUUAUAUACGGACCUGGAGAAGUUCUACUGA